AUGGGCAAGACGAAGGCCGCCAAGGCCUCCCCGCGCGCUGCGCCUGCGGAGGUCAGCGAGGAGGUGCGCUCCAAGGUGGACGCGCUCGUGAACGACGGAAACAAGGCCUUUGCCAAGCGCGAAUACACGAAGGCGCUGGAAAGCUUUGGCGCCGCCGCCAAGGCGCUGCCAGAGGCUGCGGCCGACAAGGCAAACCUGCUGUGCAACAAAGCCGCCUGCUACUACCAGCUCAAGCGGUUCAAGGAAGCGGCGAAGGAGUGCAGCAACGCGCUCGACAUUGCCCCCAACAGCGCCAAGGCGCUGCAGCGGCGCGCGCGCAGCCUGGAGCAGCAGGGGCUUUACAAGCAGGCGCUCUCCGACAUCCAGGCGGCCUUGGCUGUGCCGAAGACCGACGCGGCGACGGACGAGUCGCGCGACAUCGAGCGCCGCCUGCGCGACGCCGUCGCCGGCCGCCGCCCCGCCGGCCUCGGCGCUGCGCUCGCCCCGUCCCCCGCGCCCCCCGCAAACGGCGCGGCGCGCGCGGCCGCAGCGGCGCAGGCUGCCGCGGCGGCGGCCCAGCAGCAGCAGCGGCAGGCGCAGCUGCAAGCGCAGCAGCAGCAGGCGCAGGCGCAGGCGCAGCAGCAGCGGCAGGUGUUCACGCUGUCUGCCAAGGUCACUCUUGGGGAGGAGACGCGGCAGCUGUCCCUGACUGCUUCCACAUCCUAUGCGCAGCUGUUGGAGCUCGUGCACGCCAAGUUCCCCGAAGCAGGGCCCUUCCAGCUGAAGUACACUGAUAAAGAGGGCGACAGCAUCACCAUCACAUCCAGGGUGGACGUGCGGGCGGCGGUGCAGGAUCUGGUCGCGUCGGCGGCGCAGCCCAAGGGCGGCGUGCCGCCGAUCCUGCCGCCCCUCAGGCUCGCGCUCGUGCCCUGCGCAGAGGCCGACGUGCCGCGGCCGCCCCAAGAAGAGGCGCUGCAGGCCGAGGCCCUGCGCCGCAGCCACGAGGCAGCUGCCGCCAAGAUCGCCCUGCAGCGGCGGCAGGCGGCGGCGGAGCGCGAGGCCGCGGCCGCGGCCGCGGCGGCGGCGGCGGGCGCCCCCCAGGUCGCGACCACCCCCGGCGGCGAGGUGGUGGAGAUCGACGACUGGCUGAUCGACUUCGCGAAUCUCUUCCGCGACGUCAGCGGCGUCGACGCGGAGCGCCACGUGGAGAUCCAGAACGAGGGUACUUCGCGCAAGGCGGUUUCGUAG
This is a messenger RNA of Monoraphidium neglectum, 1227 nucleotides long. RefSeq lists its product as hypothetical. Bases 1 to 1227 code for a protein of 408 amino acids. Lineage: Eukaryota; Viridiplantae; Chlorophyta; Chlorophyceae; Sphaeropleales; Selenastraceae. Gene Ontology annotation, molecular function: protein binding. The transcript has 10 exons. The record is from RefSeq and is a predicted model, not a curated record.